This is a messenger RNA of Sphaeramia orbicularis (orbiculate cardinalfish), 1528 nucleotides long. RefSeq names its product translocase of outer mitochondrial membrane 34 (gene tomm34). Gene Ontology annotation, cellular component: cytosol; mitochondrion. Lineage: Eukaryota; Metazoa; Chordata; Actinopteri; Kurtiformes; Apogonidae. Gene Ontology annotation, molecular function: heat shock protein binding. The record is from RefSeq and is a predicted model, not a curated record.
CCCCCCGAAUGCACAGAAGUCACCAGAGCCGACCGGCAAGUUCCUUACCUCCCUCCCUCAGCCUCCACCAAACCCCGCACGCGGACAGAAGUUAGCCGCGUGAUACGCAGAAAGUAGCUAAGUAAUGUCAAUGUUAAAAACAUAGCAUUGUGUCCAUGUUCAGGUAGUUCUAGGUACUGGUGUUCGGUCAGAAGAGGAGCUCAUCACUGUUAUCUCACAUUCAGCAGCCGCUCACUGCCAAUUAGAGAAGAUGCCUCAGAAGAGCAAGGCCCAGUCGUGGACGGCCCUGAAACAGGCUGGUAACGAUCGUUUCAAGACGGGUCAGUAUGGGGAGGCCACUGGUCUCUACAGCCAAGCCAUCAAAGAGCUGGAGAAGUCCAGUAAAAAGUCCCCAGAGGAUUUGGGCAUUUUGUACUCAAACCGUGCAGCCAGUUACCUGAAGGAUGGCAACUGUGCAGAAUGUGUGAAGGACUGCAACAAGUCUUUGGAGGUGUAUCCCUUCAAUGUGAAGUCGCUGCUGCGUCGUGCUGCUGCGUAUGAAGCUCUGGAGCGUUACAGGUUGGCUUAUGUUGACUACAAGACAGCGCUGCAGAUUGACUGCAACAUAGCAGCUGCUCAUGAUGGCACCAACAGGAUGACUAAGGCGCUGACGGAGGCCGAUGGGCUGUCAUGGAGGGAGAAACUUCCUCCCAUCCCUACUGUCCCUCUGUCUGUCCGACAGAAACUAACCCAACAAACUGCUGCUUCCCAACCAAAGCAACCUGCACCACAGCAGAAUGGAACCAAAGCCACAAACCCAACUGGUCCCAGUGAUAAAGACAUAAAGAAAGCUAAGACUCUGAAGAGGAAGGAAGGCAACGCUCUGGUGAAGAAAGGAGAGCAUAAGAAGGCCAUAGAGAAGUACAGCCAAAGCCUCCAACACAACCCCACGGAGGUCACCACCUACCCAACAGUGAAGUCUCUUCAUUGUUUGGACUCCAGGGCUUUGUGCUACCUGUCGCUGAAACAGUACCGAGAUGCUGUCAGAGACUGUGACGAGGCUCUGAUGAUUGACAGCAGCAACGUCAAAGCUCUGUACAGGAGAGGACAGGCCCACAGGGAACUCCAGGUAAUUAAGGCGUGUGUGGACGAUCUCAACACUUUGCUCCGAGUUGAACCAAAAAACACAGCUGCCCUCAAACUCCUGCAGGAAGUGCAGAAGAAGAAAUGAAGGUGCAGAUUGGAGGAACAUGGAGGCCGUAGCGCCGACAGGAAGAGGACGUCCAAUCACUGAAGAGUGUGAGAACAUUGAUCCACUGUGAUCUGUUGAAUUUGUGUGUUGGCAGCAGAUCAGUCAGCCUCAGGUGUGUUUCUGUUUCACCACUUUAACUUUGACGUCUCAGUAUUUAUGAUAUUUAUAGGAGGUGCAGCAUAAACGUCAUGUUGGAAUAAGCCUUAACCACCAUCAGGAGUCACAUAAACAGGAAGAAGAUGAAACUAUAUCUGUCAUUUUUCUUAAUAAAUAAAUUGUUUUGGUUCCAUGGAACAG